AUGAACCAAGAGAAUGCUGGAGCGCCAGCCAGACCAACGAAUGGGAGUACUAAGAGCAAACGUUUGGCUUUGAACGCCAAAGAUCCCAAUCAGAUACGUCUGCUGUUGUUGAGGGCUAAACUGACGCUCACGGAAGGGGCUCCAGAAUCCAAAUCAUUACUGUCACGUUUGCCUUUGAAUAACUUGGAAGGCACUACCGUGAGAGCACCACCUAUCCUUACCAAGGCAAACUCCACGUUGGGAUUUAUCCACAAACCAGAUAUCAGUGUUCGCAAACUGGUAACGAAGAGGCUGCUCAAGCUUCGCAAACUUAAGCACGAUUACAUCGGUGCAGUCAAAGCUUACCGCGGACGCGAGCUAGUUCCUGAAAACUCAGUAUCUGACGACCUAGUGAAAAGAUUAUUCCCACCAAAGUCGCCAGUUGGGCCUCUUGAACAUACCGAACGUACUAAACAGUUGCAUCUGCUGAACAUUCAAACAUCAAAAGAGAACCAUGGUGACCCUAUCAAAAGGAAUGUAAUGAUGGAGUCUCGUGAUAUGGACCAGCCAGUUGAAUUCAUUCCCACCGAGACGCCUCCACAGUACAUCCCUGAAGGACUCGAGCCGCUCACGCCUCAUGAUAUUAACAGAUUGGGAGCUAUCCAGUCCGAUUUGACCUUUGAUGAACCUGAACUGCCUUGCCCACAAGUGGGUCUUACUCAUAAUGAACUUAACGAUUUAUUGGAAUAA
This is a messenger RNA of Diutina rugosa, 729 nucleotides long. RefSeq lists its product as uncharacterized. Bases 1 to 729 code for a protein of 242 amino acids. The record is from RefSeq and is a predicted model, not a curated record. Lineage: Eukaryota; Fungi; Ascomycota; Pichiomycetes; Serinales; Debaryomycetaceae. The transcript has a single exon.